AUGUUAAGCAAAUGGCGAACGGCAACUCUUUCGCGGGCGCGAGAGCGAAGAAAGAUUCAUUCGAGUCCUGGAAAUUUUCUCCACGAUAGCUCCGUAUAUUCUACCGCCAUGGCGGUGCCAGCGACGCCGGAUUCCGUCAGGCACGUUCCUGCUGACCCUGUGGCAGCAGCGCUAGCGGCGGCAGCGUCGGCGAGCCCGGCCGUGAAGCGCGCUGAGCUGCGAGCCGCUGUGGGGGAGCUGCGUGACCGAUGCUUGUUCCAGGCGUCAGCGUGGGCAGCAGAGCAAUUGACAGGCUUGCCCGCCAUGCCGUCCCAGUCAAACCCUGCAGCCGGGGACAGUAGAGAGGAGCGAGGAGGAAGGGACGGGCAGGCAGGGAUAAGCAAGGCAGAGACGCGGACAGGCGAUGCAGCAGGGACGAAGGGGACAGGAGGGAUGAUGGGAGAGGCGGAAGGAGAGGCGAAGGGUGGGGCGAAAGGGCAAGAGGCAAUGGAGAAGGAGGAGGAUUCGGACGAGGUGUUGUUUGCGCGGUCUCUCUUUGAUGUGAGGGAGUUUAGGAGGGCGGCGCAUGUUCUGGAAGGGGUGGGAGGGCGGAGGGCACUGUUCCUGCGCUGCUAUGCGCUCUACCUGGCAGGGGAGAAGCGCAAGGAAGAGAUCAUUCUAGAAACCUCCUCUCAGCAGCAGACCCUCCCCGGAACAAACCAGCAGCAGCAGCAGAUUCCCUUCCCUGCCCACCCCACCACCUCCUCCCCGGACAAUCCCGCGUCUCCUGUGGCCAAUCCUGAGCUGCCACGUGUCCAGGCUGAGCUGGAGCGGGAGCGGGCGGCGGGAAGGCUGGAUGCGUGGGAGAGGUAUCUUCUGGGGGUGGUGUUGGCGCAGAGGGGGAGGGAGGGGGAGGCACGGGUGUUGCUGUGUGAGAGUGUGCGGGAAUACCCUUGGAACUGGGCUGCAUGGCAGCAGAUCGAGGCCCUCUGUCUCGACCAUGAUACCUACCUCUCGCUCCUCCCCGCCCUCCCUUGCCACUGGAUGACCCUAUUCGCCCUCUCCUCCCUCCUCCUCUCCCUCCACCGCAACCCCGAAGCCCUCUCCCUCUGCCUGCACCUCGCCUCCCCCCCUUCCUCCUCCUCCACCUCCUCCGCCUCCUCCUCAUCCUUCUCUCACUCCCUCUCUCACUCAACGCAACAUGCAGAGGGCGAGCAGGGGGGCAGGGGGGGGUUGAGGGAUGGAGAUGGGGGAGAAGGAAAGGGUCAGGGAGAGGCGACCGAAGGGAGGAGAGGAGGAGGAGAGAGAACAGGAGCAGCGACAGGAGGGGGAGUAGCAGGAGGAGCAACAGCAGGAGGGGCAGUAGGAGGAGGAGGGGGAGGUGGGGGCUUUCCACACAGCACGUGGGUGGCGGCAGCGACAGCAACGGCUCACUACAACCUGAGGGACUUUGACUCGGCAGAAGCGGUGUUCACCGAGUUGACUGGCGUUGACCCGUACAGGCUGGAGGCCAUGGACACGUUUUCCAACAUCUUAUAUGUUAAAGAGGACUUUGCUGGGCUCAGUCACUUGGCGCACCGGGUGACUAAGAUUGACAAGUAUCGCCCUGAAACCUGUUGCAUCGUCGGAAAUUAUUUCUCCCUAAAGGGCCGCCACGAGCGAGCAGUGGCCUACUUCCGCCGGGCCCUGCGCCUCGACCGCUGCUACCUGUCGGCGUGGACGCUGAUGGGGCACGAGUAUGUGGAGAUGAAGAACAGCGCCGGGGCCAUUCAAGCGUAUAGGCGGGCGGUGGACAUCAACCCGAGGGAUUAUCGCGCGUGGUACGGGCUCGGGCAGACGUAUGAGAUUCUUGCCAUGCCCUACUACGCCCUUUACUACUACCGCAAAGCAGCCUCCCUGCGCCCACACGACUCGCGCAUGUGGUGUGCCAUGGGGCAGUGCUACGAGGCACAGCAGCUGCAGCAGCCGGAAGCAGCCAUCCGCUGCUACCGCCGCGCCGUCGCCAGCAAUGAGAGCGAGGGGUUGGCCCUGCACAAGCUGUCGAAGCUGUAUGAGGGAUUGGGGCAGAUGAAGCAGGCCGCACACUUUUACAAGCGCAAUCUGGACCGCAUGGACUCGGAGCAGGUGGAGGGGCCGGAGCUGGUGGAGGCGCUGCUCUUCCUGGCAACGCACCAUCGCUCUGAGGGGAGUUUGGCAGAGGCAGAGCGAUACUCCACCCGCCUGCUCGACUUCGGUGGCCCUGCGAAGGAGGAUGCCAAGGCUCUACUACGGGAGAUUCGGAGUUUUGGAGCUGACAAGGUUAUUGUUGAGACCGCUCUGAUUGAAAAUAGUCAUCUCGCGUCACCUCCACAAUCAAGCGCGCACGAUGACGCUCAUGUCGCCACGACGACCGCGAGCGAAGCAAGUGGAAGAACCGAGCAGCCGGCCAGCGAGCCGAUGCGUGACGAGGAACGAAGGCUUGACGACGAGCGUAGGCCCGAUGACUGCUCGCCUGCUGCUGCUGACGUGCCAUCUGAAGCCACCGCCGUAGUUCACGCCGUAGUCGGCGCUACGGCCGUAGUUGACGCUGCUGAAGUCAUCGCUGCUCCUGCUGACAGGCCAGCUAUGGAUGCUAAGGGUGGAGGUGUGGAAGCGGAAGGAAUGGAGACGGAAGGAACGGAAACGGAGAAACUGGAAACGGAGAAAACGGAGACGAAACGGAUGGAGACGGAAAGUUUAGAGGUGGAAGCAGCAGGUUCCGUCGCGCCGACGGAAAGUGUCAUUGCUUCGUCUUCUCCUGUUAAAGCCGCUGUUCCGGAUCCCGCCGCGACUGCUCCGACUGCUGACGCCAACGGCUCUGUCACCGACGCGCCGGAUCAAAUUACUUCCGCUGUAGUUGUGGAAGAGGCGAAAGCAAGAGAAGCGGAGAGAGGAGAAGAACGAGCAGCAGGCAACGAUUUUACCAACCCCGAACCGACUAUUGCCUUUGAAGCACCUAUAGGCUCGCAAGCACCCAUGGACUCAGCGCCAGCUGCGGCAGAUUCAGUCCCUUCGCAGCCCGUGGAGGAACCGUCGCAACCGGUUGAGCAGCCGCUACCACAGCCGCCGCAGCCGUCACAAGUGACGGUGGAGUCGAGUCAAAAGUCGUUAGAGUCGCCGCAGCCAGUAGAGUCGCAGCAACCGGUACAGCUGCCGCAGCCUUUCGAGGCGCAACAGGCGGAGAUCCCACAGGCGGAGAACCCACCGGCGGAGACCCCGCAGGCUGAGCCUAUGCAGCAAGACUCGCCGCUGCCUGCGGCUCCUACAGGAAGUACGCAGCAAUCUGCGCAGCAGUCCGCGCAGCAACCCGCGCAGCUACCCGCGCAGAAACCCGCGCAGCCAGGUGGGGAAAGCGCAGGGGCAGGAAUGGCGGAUGCGGAAAUGGUUGGGGGUGACGGGGUGGGGAAAGCACAGGCGAUGGAGGAAGCGGGAGCGGGUGGCGAUCGGCGUCCCCACAUGUUCCCCCCGCAGGCGCACAUGGGCGCGCCUAACGCGCACAUGCCCCCCCCAGGGCACAUGGGCGCACCGGGACACAUGCCCCCAGGGGGGGACGUUGUGGGGAUGACCGUAACAGAAGGCAUUCCCAUGACAAUGCAUCCCAUGCAUCAUCCCAUGCACCAUACCAUGCCCCAUGGCAUGCCCCAUGGGAUGCCCAACGCCAUGCCCCAUGCCAUGCCGCACGCCAUGCCUCCAGGCGCCGUUCACCCCUCCCAACUCAACCAGCAAGUGUCAGUCCUCCAUCCCACGCCUGUCCACCUCUCUCCCACAUCAAUGGCCAUGGCUUCCUCGGCAAAAUCCGAAGGCGCGAUCUCAGCCGUCCCUUCGUUGGACCAGCCGCUGGUGCUCAGCCGAGCCUCAGCCUUGGCGGCGCUCGGAGCUGACCCCGAGGCUUGGAGCCGCAUGUCGGCGGUUCGGCGGCGAGUGGCGGUGACAGGGCAGGUUAAGAAGGAGAUUUGCGAGCUGAAGCUGCAACUGGGGGACGUGUCUCAAGACGAGAUGGUGGAGCAGGUGAGCAGUGCUUGUGGAUUGACUCAGAAUGUCUUUAUGCAUGAAGGCGUGAAGGAGAUCUGCGAGCUGAAGCUGCAGCUGGGAGACGUGUCUCAAGACGAGAUGGUGGAGCAGGUGUACAGGCGGUACGGAGUGAGGCUCAGUCGAACAACGGUCUCCAAGAUCCUCAAGGACGCACCCAGGUGGCUCAGAGUGUCGGGUGCAGCAGCCAAGCAGAAGCGCUGCCGCAUGGCCAAGUUCCCCCAGAUGGAGGCUGCCUUGGCGCACUGGUACCGACAGGUGAGUUCAAUGCAUGCCAACAUCAGUGAUGCCAUGAUAGUGGACAAGGCCAGGCAACUCUCAGUGGAGCUGAGUAUCCUCCCGGACGAGUUCAAGGUGUCGGACGGCUGGCUGUACCGCUUCAAGCGCCGCCACGAGCUGCCCACUGCUCGCAAGCGAGCCCUCCCUGGGAUAAAACCUGAAGACCAGAUGGGCGAACAUGGAGGAGCACUCCCUUCCUCCCAGCAAGACUCACCAAUCGGGGGACUGCACAGCAGCAUGGGUCCCUAUGGUACCAUGCUACCAUAUGGUGACCCAUCUCACAUGCAUUCAGCAACCAUGGCUGGAGGAGCAGCAGGAGGAAGCAGCAGUCAGCACCCCAUGCUACCACACCAGCAUCACAUGAUCCCGCAUGACCCAUCUGCCAUGGGUGCCCCUGCUGGCUCGGCUGCAGGGGCUGCUGGAGCUGGUAUGGGAGGGUCCCUUGCCAUGCCUGGUAUGGCAGGAGGUUCGCUACAGGGAUUGCAAGGCAGCCGUGGAAUGGGGUCUGGUGCUGGUGGGCUGGAUGCUGGGGAGGGGAUGGAGGAUGUGAUGGAAGGAAGUGAGUCGUAUGGAGAGUCGGAGGAGGAGGAAGAUGAAGGGAUGGAGGGAGGCAGUGGGGGAGAGAGUGGGUUUGGGAUGGGUGGUGGCAGAUGGUCGGCUGGAGGGAGUGGAAUGGGGAAGAGGAUGCAGAUGGCAAUGGCAUCGGCAAUGAGUGGGCUGAGUCCGGUUGAUAUGGAGAGGUACUCUCAGGUGAAGUCCCUGUUUGCUGGAGCUCUGAAGAAACUAGAAUCGUACCCUCGGCUGUGA
This is a messenger RNA of Closterium sp. Yama58-4, 5112 nucleotides long. Lineage: Eukaryota; Viridiplantae; Streptophyta; Zygnematophyceae; Desmidiales; Closteriaceae. The record is from the annotation of a GenBank genome assembly.